AUUAAUCAAGUAAAUAUCUAUAUAGAUUAUAGAAUACUAAAACUCAGCCUGAGCCAGGAUAUAAAUGCACAACUAACGUGCUAUCGAAACUAAAACGAGGGAAACAUUCCUUUGUGCUGCACUCGAGUAGCUAGCUAGCAAGGAAUAGGAGUGAGAAAACAGCUAUGGCUUCUUCUUCAACAGUGAGCAGAAUGAAUCCUAACAAGCCUCAUGUCAUGUGCAUCCCUUACCCAAUUCAAGACCACAUCAAGCCAAUGCUUAAACUGGCAAACAUUCUCCACUCAUUCGGCUUCCGUAUCACCUUUGUCAACACAGAGUUUAGUCACAACAACUUGCUCAAAUCUGGGGCCCUCGAAUCCAUUGCCAACCUCCGCAACUUCCGCUUUGAAACCAUCCCCGCCAUCCUCCCUCCUCCGGCCUCCACCACCACCACCCGGGACUACUACCACUUGCUUUGUCAGUCUGCCCGGGAAAAAUUCUUGCCACCACUGCACCAUCUCAUUACGAGACUGAACUGGUGCAAGACGGUGAGUUGUAUCGUAUCAGAUGGUUUGAUGCCUUUCAACAUUAUGAUUGCAAGAGAACUGGGGAUCCCUGGCUAUCUCCUUUGGGUUCCAAAUGCUUGUGCCUUCUUGGGAUACCUCCGAGAAAAAGGUCUAAUGCCGCCUAAAGAUGAGCAACUGGACAUGGUUCUAGAUUCGACCUCCGUAUUGAAAAACAUCCGUCUGAGUGACAUCCCACAUGCUAAGCUAUACGAGAAUGGCUUACCCGAGGGAGAAGCAGAGGAGGCUUUCCAAGCUUCGGGUAUCAUCUUCGAAACAUUCGAAGCUCUGGAACAUGAUGUUUUCGAUGCAAUCAAGCCAAUGUUUCAACAUGUGUACGCCGUUGGCCCCCUCCAAAUGCUGCUCAACUUGGAUUCCACUGGCACCAGUGAUCAUCUUGAAUCAUUUUCCUUCAAUCAACAUGGGGACGAAAUCCAUUGCUUGAAAUGGCUAGACUCCAUGGAACCCAAUUCAGUUGUAUACAUAAGCUUUGGUGAUCUCGCGGUCUUUACCCCGCGACAACUAUGUGAGUUUGCCUGGGGCAUUUGCAAUAGCAACCAGCCAUUUCUUUGGAUGAUUACACCAGAUUUUGCCAAGGGCCAAUUGGCAACUCUGCCACUUGAGUUCUUGGAAAAGACUAAAGAAAGGGGUCUGAUAGCCACAUGGUGCCCCCAGGAGCAACUUCUUGCCCACCCUUCAGUGGGAGUGUUCGUGAGUCAUUUUGGGACUAGCUCAAUGCUUGAGAGCAUUUGUGCUGGUGUGCCCAUGAUCGGUUGGCCGUAUUUUGGUCAUGACCAUCAAGUGACCUGUCGGUACAGCUGUAACCGAUGGGGUAUCAGGAUGAAGAUCAACGAGGAUAUGGAGAGGGAAGAAGUGGAAAGCCUAGUUCGCGAGUUGAUGGAGGGAGACGAGGGUAAAGCGAUGAAGAGGAAGGCGAUGGAGUGGAAGAAACUAGCAAUUGAGGCCAACAGUAAAGGUGGGUCAUCGGCGAAAAAUUUCAACAACCUUUUGAAGGCAUUAUCACGAUCACAAAACUUCAUGGGUCAUCAGAUUCUCAGCUCCUUAUAAUAAGUUUGGUAGGUUAGGUUAGACAAUGUUACGGUUCUUUUCUUUUCCUGUCGUGCUAUGAACUGCUCAAUGAGGUUGGUCUCCAGAGGAUUAAUGGAGGUACACGUAAACUGGCCACCCUAAAACAUCAAAAGGUUAGGUUAGUCAGUGAUAUGUAUCCCUAUAAUUCUGAGUAAUGAGUGUUCUUAAUUUAUUAGUCAGUUUGAAUU
Rhododendron vialii is the source of this 1819-nucleotide messenger RNA. RefSeq names its product 7-deoxyloganetin glucosyltransferase-like. The record is from RefSeq and is a predicted model, not a curated record. Gene Ontology annotation, molecular function: UDP-glycosyltransferase activity. Bases 165 to 1610 code for a protein of 481 amino acids. The transcript is spliced from 2 exons. NCBI's taxonomy places the organism in Eukaryota, Viridiplantae, Streptophyta, Magnoliopsida, Ericales, Ericaceae.